Molecule: messenger RNA, 2235 nt
Organism: Frieseomelitta varia
Lineage: Eukaryota; Metazoa; Arthropoda; Insecta; Hymenoptera; Apidae
Exons: 2
Coding region: 212-2146 (644 amino acids)
Source: RefSeq, a predicted model, not a curated record
GCACCAUCGUAACACUCGCCUCGGCCAUGAAAAAGAGGAUCGAGGUUGACUCGACCUCAACCAGUGAAUCGCCGAAGCGUUUUCAUUUCCGUGCUACGUAACGGAAACGCGAGGACUCUGACGCAACGAGCAGGAAGUGUAACGUCCUCGUCGAAUCUGUAGCUUAUAAAAGCUGUCCGAAGGAGCCGCGGCAUUUAAUAACCAUAUAAGCAUGUUCGAACGAUCUGCCAGAGGAUUUAUUCUACUCUCCCUGUUCGUGAACGCGAUCGCUGGAUCGCCGUGGGACGAAGACGAGGAAACAAGAAACCCUAGGCAUGCUUCCUGUCCCUCGUGUCGCCGGGAACGGCCAGACACACUGGUCUCGUGGAGUGCGCCAGCCGCAAGAGGAGGAUACUAUGGACACGAGCCAGAAACCAGUUCUCGCCAGGCUAGUGAACUAUUCAGGUCUAACCCAACCUUCCAGUCACCCAACGACUCUCCGUUCAACAAUGCAUACAGCCCUUCGUACGACAGAGCCAUCAGAAGCAGAGGGGCCCCACCUGUCACGAAACCAACAGCCACCGGCAAACGCGAGGAUCCCUUUACAAUCGGGCGAGACCUCGAUUCUCACGUGGCUCCUUCGCAAACCGCCUCUAUUCACGAUAUAAAUAACCCAAUAUCACCGUACCACUCUCACUUUCCCGUUUCCAGAACGCCAAGUAGAACGCCGUACAGAAGGGCUAAUUUCUACGAUCUCGCCAAGAGCCAAUCUGACUUAACACCGUCGAACCAGCCCUCUUUUGGCAAUUUAAGAAGACAGUCAAGCGUGUUGUUUAACAACGAAGACGAGACGAGGAGUUUCGGACCGAGGAAAGUGUUCACUGUGAGCCAAUCUGGCUUGAUACCUUACAACCAAUUGUACGCGGAUUAUGGUUUGGUCAAUAGGGAGCCGUCUUUCGGUGAUAGAAGACAGUCGAGUAUACUAGUUAAUAAUGGAGAAAAUUUGAGGAACUUUGGGGCGAGGAAGCAGUUCACUAUAGGCACCAGGUCGGACGAUUAUUUUGACGACUUGGUGGGUCACGAUUCACCCAACGAACUGUCACCAUUUGGUACUUUCAGGAGAUCUUUGAAUCCCUUGAUCGGCAACGAAGGAAAUUCAAGGAGUUUCAGGUCUAACUUCGAUAACGAGCUCUCGUUUAAUAAUUUAAGAGGGCCGAGCGUUCAUAGAGAAGAUUUGAAGAAUUUCGGAGUGAAUCCUAGGUCUGAUAGGUAUUUGAGUGACUCCUUUGAGCGAAGCAAUCCGAUGAGCGAAUCUGACCAAUAUCCCGGAACCGAGUUGAACCAAUUUUCCAAAGCUGGGUCUAGCCAGUUCUUCAGAGCCGAACCCAGGCAAUACACCAAAGUUCAACCUAGCCAAUUCGCCAGAAUCGAACCUGGCCAGUUUUUCAGAGCUGAGCCCAAACAGUUUUCUAGAACCGAACCCAACCAAUUCCCCCACGUUCAACCUAGUCAAUCUUUCAAGUUUGAACCUGGCCAAUUGCCCAAAGUCGUUGAGCCCAGCCAAUUUUCCAAGGUUCAAUCCAAUCAAUUCUCCAAGGCCGAGGCCAGCCAAUAUUUAAGAACUCAAUCCAACGAGUACUCGGUGGCGGAAAACCCUGGAGUCUCCUACGAGAGAGAAGUGACACGACCUCAAUUUGUCCAGUCUCAAAGGAGCGAGACGUUGGAAGGCACCAACAGGCCAGUCUACGUUCCAGAAGUGAAGCACAAUUCGUACAAUCUGCCAGAGGAGUUGAACGUGUUCGGAAUGACGCAGGAGGUUGAAGUUGAUAAUAGUAGUAGAUGGGAGAAACAGUCGGACGAGCAGAAGAAAGAUCAGGGAUCUUAUCAGGGGAUGGAGGAAACUAGCGAGCGAAUGGGAAGUGAGAUGUACGGGGGCGAGAUGCAUGAUUAUCAGAAUAAUGAGGAAUUGAAGUCUCGCGAUGUGACGCAGCAGCGAGAGAUUAAGAGGAAGGGAGACGUUGGCAAGGAUAAUAGUUCUGGGGACAAGAGUGGAUUCUCUGGAAACCGUUCCCUGGGUGAAGAUUCUUCUUCCAACAGUAGAUUAAUGGAAAGAUCGGAGAAGAUCGAAGGCGAGGAGAGCACGACGAAGACUAUGAGCGGCGUUUGACACCUUGCCAGUCGAAAUCGGGCGAUAACUGGAAGACUGGAAUGAAAAGAACCUUAACUCAGAGUUGGAAUGAAAUUUUAUUGGAAAGA